This is a messenger RNA of Clarias gariepinus (North African catfish), 3874 nucleotides long. RefSeq names its product potassium voltage-gated channel, Shaw-related subfamily, member 4 (gene kcnc4). Gene Ontology annotation, cellular component: dendrite membrane; voltage-gated potassium channel complex; neuronal cell body membrane. The coding region runs from base 460 to 2259 and encodes 599 amino acids. The transcript has 6 exons. Gene Ontology annotation, biological process: potassium ion transmembrane transport; protein homooligomerization. The record is from RefSeq and is a predicted model, not a curated record. Gene Ontology annotation, molecular function: protein binding; delayed rectifier potassium channel activity. Lineage: Eukaryota; Metazoa; Chordata; Actinopteri; Siluriformes; Clariidae.
CGGAUGAACUAGAAAAAUCUAAUUAAAUUCUGGAUGGAAAAAGAAAAGAUGGAGGAGGGAAAGAGUUAAGGCGCUGUUGCCGAUGCUCAAUCCGUCCCUCUGGGCUGGACAGGGGCUGUGCUGAGGGAGGAUACUUGAAGAGAUGCAACAGAUCUCAAACCCCACAAACUGCCAUUGACUCAUUCUUCUCCUUCAACACAGACUCAACAUAAAACCAUGGAGGAGGAAUUUUAUUAGGCAGGUUGAAGAACCACUUGGACACAUCCUUUAGGAGUUUAGAGACAAUGCAAACGCAGGAGGUGUUCUUGGAUAACAGGUGGUUUGUCAUGUCUUCGAGGCCUUAGCGAGCGUAAUGCCGCGCUCACGACACCGGCAAGUCCUUCUACUAGUUCCACUUGUCUUGUGAUGCUCUAAAUCAGAUAAGGGAGUGACCGGCGGCUCGCCUCUCCAUCCAAAUCUAUGAUCAGCUCGGUGUGUGUUUCGUCUUACCGCGGGCGCAAGUCGGGCAACAAACCUCCGUCCAAAUCAUGUCUGAAGGAAGAGAUGGCCAAGGCCGAGGACUCGGACAAGAUCAUCCUGAAUGUGGGCGGCACGCGCCACGAGACUUACAAGAGCACGCUUAGAAGUAUCCCGGGCACGCGCCUCGCCUGGCUAGCCGAGCCGGAAGCGCAGCUGGACGCCGGCGCGGAAGCAGCACAAGCGCCCGCCACUAACGAGUUCUUCUUCGACAGACACCCGGGCAUCUUCGCCUACGUGCUGAACUACUACCGAACCGGGAAGCUUCACUGCCCGGCGGACGUGUGCGGCCCGCUGUUCGAGGAGGAGCUCGCCUUCUGGGGCAUCGACGAGACAGAUGUGGAGCCAUGCUGCUGGAUGAAUUACCGGCAGCACCGCGACGCCGAGGAGGCGCUGGAUAUCUUCGAGCCACCCGAUCCUGAAGACGUCGACGACGACCGGGACGUACCGCGGCGCUUCGGGAUCGAGGACUGUCCCCAGCGCUCCAGGGGCUGCUUCGAAGUGUGGCAGCCCAAAAUAUGGGCUCUUUUCGAGGAUCCGUACUCAUCCCGCGCCGCCAGGGUCGUUGCUUUUGUCUCACUCUUCUUCAUCUUGGUGUCUAUCACAAACUUCUGCCUUGAGACCCAUGAGGCCUUCAAUGAACUCCAGAACCGUACUGAAGAGAUUUCGGAUGGCAACGCUACCAAGAUGGUGUCUACUAUUGAAGUGGUGACGAAUCCUGCACUUACGCUGGUGGAGGGCAUCUGUGUGGUGUGGUUCACAUUCGAGUUCCUGGUGCGCAUCAUUUGCUGUCCUGACAAGCUGCUCUUCAUUAAGAAUUUGCUGAAUAUCAUUGACUUUGUUGCCAUUCUACCUUUCUACUUGGAGAUUAGUCUGAGCGGACUCUCCUCCAAAGCUGCCACGGAUGUGCUUGGAUUCUUGCGAGUGGUGCGUUUUGUGCGCAUUCUGCGGAUCUUCAAGCUAACCCGUCACUUUGUAGGUCUCAGAGUGCUUGGCCACACGCUGCGUGCCAGUGUUAAUGAAUUCUGUCUCCUCAUCAUCUUUCUUGCUCUUGGUGUUCUUAUCUUUGCUACAAUGAUCUACUACGCAGAGCGCAUUGGUGGACACCCUGAUGAUCCAUACACGAACCGUCACACUCAUUUCAAGAACAUUCCGAUCAGCUUCUGGUGGGCUGUGGUCACUAUGACUACGCUGGGUUAUGGGGACAUGUAUCCUCAAACCUGGCUGGGUAUGAUGGUUGGUGCUCUGUGUGCAUUAGCAGGCGUUCUAACUAUUGCCAUGCCAGUCCCUGUUAUUGUUAAUAAUUUUGGGAUGUACUACUCUCUGGCAAUGGCGAAGCAAAAGUUGCCCAAAAAGAAGAAACGCCACCACCGAAACCCAGACACAGCUUUGGACUCAGCCUCAUUUGGAAAGUCUGAGAGCAACUCGCACAGAAAUAGCACCCAAAGUGACACCUGUCCUCUUGCACCUGAGGAAAACAUUGCAAGGAACCGUUCAGACUCCAAACAAAAUGGUGAUGCUAAUGUAGCUCUAUCAGAGGAUGAGCCGCUCUCACCCAGCGAGAGGUGGUCCCUUCGCCGCUCACACAAGCGAGACAAGUGCAAGAAAGAGGGUACCUCCUUCCUCCUGACUUCUGGAGACUUUUCCUGCAGCACUGAUCCCACUAUCUGUACAGGAAGCUGCAAAGACGCCCUUACAGCAACAGCCAGCUACGGCCAGACCGAAGUGACUACAAUGACGUGAAACAACAUGAUUAGAUGAAAACGAGUCCAUCAGAGAUCCUAUCCAUUAGAGAUCCCACUCAUUUUCUCUGCUGGACUUCAGUCUUUUAUCCAGCAGUCCCAGCCAUACGCAUAAGAAAGUUCCCUUUCUCUAAACUACAACAUACUUGCCUGCAUCCCAGCAUGUCUUUGCAUGAUCUCACUCUGUAUGGCGUACCUUGACAAGUGAACGAAUUCUUUUAGGCACAUCUGAAGUGGUGUGUACUGUAAGUUGUCUUUCCUGAAGUAAACUUGUCAACAACAUUGCGGGAAUGUUUAUUCUCAUGCGAGCGAUAGUUUCUUUGAUAGCAACAUUUCGAAACAGUCACAUAUUAAUGAGCUGGGGUAGGACAUAGAAACAUAGGUAUCAUAUUUUCAUAACAGAAGACCUGUAGUUAUAUUUAUUAGGUGUAGCUUUAAACACUGUCCACCUCCUUGUUAUACAAAUUGGAAGGAUAGAUUUUUUUUUCUUUUGUCUAAUGAAUAACAUUUGUUUUGUAUCUGAUUAGCACCACGCCAGAGGUUUUCUGUAGAGACAGCAGAGCAUGCUGGAACUAAAUAAGGUGCUUUUAGGAGGCCUUUUGUCUCUGGGUAAAUCCUUAGGCAUUUGCUUUGAGUAGCCAUUUUCUUAUGUCAAGUUAUUUGCAUUCAAGACGUUUGCUCUCCUUUUAACCUUUUGAUUGGGAUUAUUCUAUGAAUUAAACAAAAGGCACAUUAUUUACAAAAAAUGUUCAUGGACAUAAAUUAAACAUUUGACAUCCUAUAAGUUUAUUAUUUCAUUUUCUAUGUCCAAUUUAAGUCACUGGUUGAAAGGGGACCAAGCACCAUUACAGUGUGUGUGUGUGUGUGUGUGUGUGAAAGAGAGAGAGAGAGAGAGAGAGAGAGAGAGAGAAAGUGUGUGUGUGAAAGUGUGUGUGUGUGUGUGAAAGUGUGUGUGUGUGUGUGAGUGUGUGUCUAGAGAGAGUUUGAGAGUUUGUAUGUCGGGGGAUUUAGUUGACUAUCCAAACCUCCUUUACUGUAUAUGUGCUAUAUUCUGUUCCCACUGUGCCUAUUGUAAUGUAAUGAUGAGGUAAAAAUAUACAAAAAAAAAUCACAUAACAGAAGUAUAUGAAAUAUAGUCUCUGAAAUGGUCUUUUAGAUUUUAUUUCUUAUUAGUCUGCCAUAGUUGCCUUAUGUUUCUUAACCAAACAAAUGUUUUAUUUUAACAAACAACCCCACAUUUAAAUUACUAAAAUACUGUUUGUAAAUAAAAGCACACUUGUACGUACAGUAUGUAGCACAGUAUGUUAGGCCAUUGUGUAUAUUACAGUAUAAAGAUAUCAUCCACAAAUGCAUUUUAUCAGAUUAUGGUCACAAUGUAUAAAACAUAAAGAGAUUAUUUUUUUCUAUUGUAUUUAAGUUUUUUUCAUUGCCUCCCCAGUCACCUGUGUGUGUUACAGGGAAAUGGCUUCUCAUGUAGAAUUGUAUGGUACCGUGCAGUAACUUUUAACAAAAACUGUAUAAUGUGUGUCUUGAUGAUGCUGUUAACAUUUUGUUUCAUGUAGGCAUGUUUCUAUGCACCUUUGCUGGAACAUAAUUAAAUAAAAUAUUCUCUCAUU